Antechinus flavipes (yellow-footed antechinus) is the source of this 2564-nucleotide messenger RNA. RefSeq names its product lactamase beta like 1 (gene LACTBL1). The record is from RefSeq and is a predicted model, not a curated record. NCBI's taxonomy places the organism in Eukaryota, Metazoa, Chordata, Mammalia, Dasyuromorphia, Dasyuridae. The transcript is spliced from 6 exons. The coding region runs from base 1 to 1788 and encodes 595 amino acids.
AUGCCGUGUGUCUGUAUCUGCGUGUUCAUGUCCGUGUGGGCACGUGGGCUGCAGGUCUGUCCAGGGCUGACGCUGCCCAAGGUGAAGGGAAAGUGCAUCCCAGCCCUAGCUGGCUUCUUCUUCCUCCUGUCAGUGACGAUGACCGGCUGCUUUCUGUGGCAAUAUCACCUUCGGAAGGCAGAGCUCGGUUCCUCUGACAUGGAAGUGAUCUCGGAAACUGUGAGGAUGUGUCCCCGUUAUCCAGAGCCCGUGCCCCUCCAGCAUCCCCUCCCUGUGUUGAAAGAGGCCUUGGAGAAGGUGGACAGGCUUCUGCAGCAAAUAAUGCCCACUGUCCCUGGUCUCACGGCCAUGUCUGCUGUGGUCAUCUACAAUGACACCGUGCUGUGGACUGGCAACUUUGGCAGGAAGAAUGGCUCCGACAGGGCCUCAGGGCCCCCCACCGAGUAUACUAUCUACCGGAUUGCCAGCAUCUCCAAGAUCUUCCCCACGAUCAUGCUGUACCGCCUGUGGGAGGAAGGCAUUGUGGCGUCCCUGGAUGACCCCCUGGAACGCUAUGCCCAAAGCUUCAGGAUCAAAAACCCCCUUGAAACAGGUCCACGCCCAUUCUGGGGAAGGCUGAUGGAUGGGCUGGAGGAGGGGGCUCCACCCUUCAAAUCUACCACAGUAACUCUCCGAAGAAUGGCUAGUCAACUUUCAGGGCUACCCAGGAGACUCCGCUCAACCACCCUGCUGUGGCGGGGGAGCACCGAGGAUGCCCUGGCUCUUCUACAGGAUGACGUCCUGGUGGCUGAUCCUGGGACCAGGUGUCAUUACAGCACCUUGGCCUUCUCCCUGCUGGCCCACGUGUUGACCAGGCACACUGGCAAUAAGGACUACCAGCGAUGGGUGUCUGAGAACAUCCUGGAUCGGCUGGGGAUGGAGGACACGGGUUUCGACCUCGUGCCCUGGGUUCAGGCCCGGAUGGCCGCAGGCUUCUAUGGCAGCGGGAACCCCGCCCCGCUCUAUGACCUCGGCUGGUAUCGCCCCUCUGGUCAGAUGUACUCCACCCCCUCCGACUUGGCCAAGCUGGCCAUGGUGCUCCUUGGAAGCGCGCCGCAGAGUGUCCUGACACCAGAUACACUUAAAACCAUGCUGACUCCUCUCCUCACCUGUCCUGGGACCUACUUUGCCAACCAGACAGGCACCCCCUGGGAGUUCCACGGCCAGCGGGGCUACAGCAUCGUCCGGAAGGACGGGGACCUGGACGGCUACGCGGCUACCUUUUCCCUGGUCCCUCAGCUGAAACUCAGCUUCAUCGUGCUCAUGGCCGGGCCCCGUCCUCCGGGGCCGGACCUGGUGACCCAAGUGUACAACGUCCUCAUCCCCGCCAUGGAGACAGCCUUCCGGGAGGUCGAAAGGAGCCUCGCUUCGCCGCCCAACCCGGGCCCUUACUUGGGCUUCUACACCUAUGCUAACCUCACCUUCUACGAGAUCCUCCUCGGGCCCUCAGGGGUCCUCUGCAUGCAGCAGUUUGGGCCCCAAGUGGAGAAGCUGAUCCCGGCCAAGUUCCGGACCCUGAAGCUGCAUCACCUGCAGGGCCGUGUCUUCCAGAUGGUCGUGGACAAGGAGUUCCCCUGCGUCCUGCCUCUGGGGGCCGCCUGGCUUCCCUUGGAGACUCAGCACGGCCAGCUCCUCAACUUUUAUCCCUUUGACCAGAGGGGGCUCUCCCCGGGCUUUGAUGCCCCUGGCUUGAGCACCUACAAAGUCCUCCGGAUGGCCCAAAAACCCGUCUUCAAGACUGCCGCUUGAUCUCCCUCCGCCCUCGCCUCCGACCUCCUCGGUCUUAGCUGCGGCAACAGCGGGGGGAGGUUGGAGUCGGGAGGGAGGACUCGUGCUCUGGCCAAGGAAGGCAGCAAAGGAAGGAAGCCGAGCUCGAAGGCCCCGUGACACUUUGGGCCGCGUAACUUUGGAAAAAUCCGGCUCCCUCUCUGGGGCUCAGCUUUACAAGCCUUGGACUGGAGAUCCCCAAGCUUCCUCUUUGCCUCAAAUAUUCUGGCUCUCUGAUCAUAGAUUUAGAGCAGGAAGGGGAUCAUAGACAGUAGCUAGUAUUUUACAGACCUGCAGGGAUCGGGCGAUUUGCUCGAUGUUAUAUCCAGAGUAAUGGAAAUAGAUCUGACUCCCCACCUGUCCGGCUGCCCUGGUCGACCAGCACUCCCUUCCAGCUAGAGCUUUUAAGUCCCUGAUUCUGAGUUGGCCUGUCCCACCCAGGACCACUUGGAUGACGUUACUAGAUCUGACCAUCGGGUGGCAGCAUUGUUCCUUGGAGCAAACGCUCUUGCUCUGCUGGCUCUCCCCAAAGCUAACAGUAGCUUGAAAGUAGCUAAGACUUUGGAAACAGUUUCUCUUCUUUGUUACACGUCCCUGCCUCUAGGCCAUCAUUUCGCUCCUGUCCUCUAGGCGUCUGUCCUAUGUGAGAUGCAGCAGCUAGACUAAUUCACUGAGUCCUUUGCAGAAUCCUACAUAACCUUCCAUUAGAUCUGGGAAGCAGCUGCACAGAAAGUCAGUCAAUAAACAGUUAUUAAGCA